AUGCACGGCCACUACUAUGUUGGCGACUGGUCUUGUUUGCUUAGUAAGCCAUCUUCCUUGUUGAGUUGCGGUCCUCAGCUUAAGAGCCUCUUCGUGAACGAUGCCAAACCGGGCAUUACGACGCCGUAUCUGUACUAUGCGAAACAUGCACUCACUGGAAGCGGCAUACAUAUAGAGGAUCUCGCUGUACCGUCAAUCAACAUGGUACGCUGGGGCGCGCCAAAACGAUGGCUGUUCGUCACGCCAGAGCAAGAGAAUGUGAGAGCCUUCGAGAAGAAAUGCCGCGAGACAUUCCCGUGGCGCAAGCAAGCCCGUAGGCCUCAACGCGCAGCGACACAUUGCUCACAGUUUGUGCGGCAUGCAAAUGUGCUCGUAACGACUGAGGCUCUCCUUAACUGGGGCAUCGACUUCAGUGAGACAAUCUGUCGGGAAGGGGAGCUGGUGGUCACUCUCCCAGGGACAUACCACCAAGUCGUCAAUAUGGGGGAGAACCUCGCAGAGGCUGUGAAUGUGAUGUGGGGCAACUGCGGUCAAGUCCAGUCGACGUACGUUUGUUGCAGCCGUGAUGGAUGUGGACAUACUGGUGGCGUCUCCCAAGAGGAUUUGACGCCCGAGGUCGCCAGUCAAUAG
Colletotrichum abscissum is the source of this 630-nucleotide messenger RNA. Its product is annotated as set-domain histone methyltransferase-8. Gene Ontology annotation, biological process: regulation of gene expression; chromatin remodeling. The record is from RefSeq and is a predicted model, not a curated record. Bases 1 to 630 code for a protein of 209 amino acids. The transcript has a single exon. Lineage: Eukaryota; Fungi; Ascomycota; Sordariomycetes; Glomerellales; Glomerellaceae. Gene Ontology annotation, cellular component: nucleus; chromatin. Gene Ontology annotation, molecular function: histone H3K36 demethylase activity; histone H3K9 demethylase activity.